GCGACCGCCUCGGGCACGUGGCUCGCCAUGGACACGGCGAUCAAGCACCUGAGCCACGAGCGCCUCGAGGACUUGGCGAGGGUCUUGAAGAUUAUCACGCUGUCCGACGUCCCGGACAAUUAUGCGGUCAACGCCAGGUUCAAAAGCUUCGUGUGUUCCACGUUGCCGCGGAACGUGCUCUACACUCCGCACGGCUGCGCGGUCCACCUCGUCCAGCGGGUCAUGGCAGGGGCGCUGAACAUGAAGAAGUUGGCCGGCGAUGUGCACGCUGUUUGGAAGACGUUGCGCCACCCCCGGAACGUCGAUAAGAUCAGCGCGGUCGCGACAGGGAUAGUUCGAGAUAUGUUGAUAUUGCCUGGCCCUCCGCCGGACCCGAGGUGGCGAGCGCACGCUCGCGAAGUCCUCUCGCACACGAUCCUGCGGGUCAUGGACCACACCCGCGGCAGCAUUACGAAGUUGACGAUGGACGGCGACGGCGACGUGGCAGCGGCCACCCGCCUGACCGACGAGGCGAGCCCGGGCGACCCGCACAGGGCCCGCCUUCACGCAGCUCGGAUGGCGUUGCGAUUCUUGAACGGCGACUGGACUGGCGAGCAGCUGAUCCACUACGAGGUAGGCUGUUGCGAGAACCACGCGAAGGCGCGCGAGAACGUCCACGCGGCGUUGUGCCGUUUGCUUGAGGGUUUCACGUCGACAGAGCCGAGCACGUCCAGAUGGGGAUCUACGACGGAGGCCUUGGCAGAGCAGUGCGGGGGCGCGAUGUGCCACGGCAUGCUGCCGCGCUGUCUGGACACGGCGUUGCGCGGCAGGAACCAGGACGAGGAGAACGACGAGGACGCCGACGACUUCAAGCUGGAGUUGAGGAAGAAAGCCAACCGCGCCAGGAACGUCAUGAACGACAGCAGUCUCAUGAGGCAGUAUUCGAUUCUCUCUUGGUGCGCGGAGCCCAUUGACCACCUCUGGGUGAGCAUCCAGUGGCUGGACGUGCACGCGACCCCUCUCAUGGAUCUUCAGCGGCCUGGUAGUCCGUUCGCCUUGUGCCUCAAGAACUCAGCGAAGCUGUUCGUCGAGGACGUGGCCGCGUCUCCACUUCAGUACGUGUUCAGACAUUUUGGCGGCGACGCCGAGGCCGAGCUCGACCUCGUCGCGCAGGCGCAGGACCUUCUUCUCGGCAUCAUGGCCCAGAUCGACUGGAGGUUCAUUCGCAUGUACUCGCAGUGGCCGCACCGUCUGACCAACCUUGUCGACGGGCGCCUGAGCGAGGAUGAGCGGAUCCGCGAGUUCGACGCCUUCUGGGGCGAGGACGAGUGCUGCCUCGACGAUGGCUUUACCAACAAGUUGCGCAAUCUCUACGACAGCAAGGAGGAGCUGGCGGCCGAUGGCGUCGCGCUGAAGGCCAUUGAGACAUGGGCCAAGAAGACGAAACUCUGCAACAUGCAUCUCGAGAGAGACCUGGCCCUCAUCAGGAAGGCGUCCCCGUGCAAGAGCCCGCAGGCCGAGAGGUACUCUGCGUGCGGGCUCCUAUCGCAGUGGCUCUGUCGCCACAGGGCCGCUGGCGGCCGGGACCCUCGCGCCCACGAGUCGGCGGCCGAUCUUGUGCGGAGAGGCGUGCCAUUGCAUCGAGGCGCUUCGAGGGCUAAGGCCAGGGGGAUUCAACCUUCCAACGCGAGGGGGGUGCUCAAGUACAUCCACGCGCACGAGACCAAAGGCCUCUCCAAGGGUGAGCACUACGCCGAGAUGAGGCGCCUGGCCGCCGAUUUCAAGGAAGCCUCCGACGAGGUGCAGGUUACCUACAGGGGCGAGGAGGUCGACAACGCCGAGGAGCGGGAGUCCGUUGCGGAGGCGGAAGCCAACCUCGAUGUACUCGAUGAGCAGCAGUAUAAGUACAAUAUCGGAGAUGGGCUCUGGGGGCUUUCGACGUCAAAACAUCCCAUUGAUGUUGGUAAAGUGGGCGACGUGAUUGCGGCUCAAGUUCCUCCUCCGCCUAAUGGCGGCAAGCAGUUUGGCAUGAGGCGCUACGUCGGGCCGCUCAGGCAGCGCCUGAAGGACCGCAUGCUGGUCGUCGACGACGGCGACCGGGGCAUCGACCCAGCUCUCGACCUACGCCUUCGGCAACCUUGUUGGUUGGCGCACCCGGGUUUGUGCCGUGCGAAGACGCCCGACAUCUUUGAUGCUGGCCUGCGGGCAUCUCGCAACUUGGAGGCGUUCUUGUUCGACGCCUGCGCGGUGGGCGACUUCAUUCGCUUGCGGCGCUUCACGCCCGAGGGCGAGGAUGGGGAUGAUCAGCCAUUGGAGGUAUACUACCGCAUCUCUUACAUUCGCAGGGCACACGGGAAGGUUGUGGCGUUCUUCCCCGCAUAUCUCUUCGGCGGGAAAUUGGAGAUCCGAUGCGGCGAGCAACGGGUGAAGACGAUGGUGUGCAGCGAGAUCGCCGCCUCCCUCCUGAGCGGCCCCCGCGUGGCGGCAGUGCUGGCCGCCGACGGCUUCAUGGUGAUCAUGGCCUCGAAGUGUCGCGCGCAGCGGGUACCUCGAGAUCUGCAGCGCGUGGAGCUGCGCGGUUUCGAGGCCGAGAUCGACAUUAUGAACGGGGACUUCAGGAAAUCUAAGGCCGACGCCGACAAGCUGAAUAAGAAACUUUCACAUCCAAUCGAAGCUGGUUUCAAGCAGAUCGGCCGGAUGGAGGCUGAGCCCAAGGAGAAGCGCCGCCGCAUUGCCGUGCCUGCCGCUGGCGUCGCGCUGGCGCCGCCACACAACAGCGACUCGGAAAGGUUCACUGGCUCGUCGGGCUCCGAUAGCAUCGACCCCCGCCAUGGCGAGGGCGGAUCUUCUUCUGCAUCCGAGGACGGAGGCGGCGCCCACCCUGAUCCUGGGGGCGGAGAUGGCGGCGGCCCGCCUGGCCCCGAAGGCGGCGGCGGCGAUCCACCUGGCCCCGUUGGGGGAGACGGAGUUCCGCCAGCUCCAGGUGGCGGCGGCGGUGGGGGUGGCGGGCCGCCAGCCCCGCCGGCGGCCGUUGGCGGGAAUACCUACUGGCCCGUGUUCGACGAAGAUGGCAGGGUGAUCGGCUCCAUUGUCUGGAACAAUGCUGGCCAGAGUUUGGAUGCCCAUUGCAAGUGCGAGCACCAUAAGGGCGGCCUGCCGUGCCAUGUCAACAGGACGAUCAAUGGCAAUCCCAAAAAUAGGAAGGGCAGGCCAUUGGCUUUUCUUAUCUUGUGGAUCCGCUCGUGCAACGAUCACGCCACGCGGGACGACCACUUCUUCGCCCGCCUUGGCAUGGGCGAGCACUCGGACGCC
Prorocentrum cordatum is the source of this 3291-nucleotide messenger RNA. NCBI's taxonomy places the organism in Eukaryota, Dinophyceae, Prorocentrales, Prorocentraceae. The record is from the annotation of a GenBank genome assembly.